Baudoinia panamericana UAMH 10762 is the source of this 327-nucleotide messenger RNA. RefSeq lists its product as uncharacterized. The annotation marks the transcript as partial. The record is from RefSeq and is a predicted model, not a curated record. The transcript has a single exon. Lineage: Eukaryota; Fungi; Ascomycota; Dothideomycetes; Mycosphaerellales; Teratosphaeriaceae.
CGGACGUCCAAUGAUGUCUGGACCGGAGCCAUUGCACGAUUGCAGGUGCAGGUCUCGCUGAACACUAGCAUGCUCGACACGCACCGACGACAAGUCGCGGACAUCGAACAUGCUCUUGGCCGGUUGCAGCACGAAAUGUCGGGUGUGGUUGCGACGGUCCGCGAGCUGAGCGUACGGCCUCUGACGACCGGGCCUCCGCGGCAUGAUCCUGCUGACCUCGAUGUUAUCGCGUCGCAGCUCUCUGAUGUGACCAACAGAGUCAACGAAAUUGACGGAUUUAGAAUGCAGAUGGAGCUCUUGAAGAACCGGAUGAGACGCUUCGAAGAG